UCCUCUCGUGGUUCGGAUUAGAACUGCCUAUCUCCGGUAAACCUUACCUGCUUGGUGUGUUUACUCGCGCAUAAAGAAAGACUACAAUGACCUGGCACUUUUCUUCCGGAUUCUCCGUCGAAUCAAUGUAUCUUUGAUCUUUCCGAAGAAUAUCCAAAGGAGUGCGACCACGAUAUCAUCACACGUACAAAUGGUCGUUGCAUAUGGCUGACGGCCCGGGCUUGUCUUAUCCACUAUAAAGUCAGUGGGGAUGAACGAAGCGACAGGUAGUAAAAGAUGCGAACUUUUUCCUUCUUUUUCGUCUUCUAUCUUCUCUCCCUAGCAGCUGCCGCCGACUGGUAUACAGUCGAGUGGGAUGCCACCACUUUCACGGCGAUGUCGGGUGAUAUGCUCGUUCCCGACCUGCCGACACCCGGAGGUACCCCCUACGUCUGGCCAGGAUUGCAGUCCAACAACGGCGUCCUCCAAGCUGUGCUGGACGGGCGAAGCGGGACAUGGUGGAUUGGGGACGGGUUCUAUGGCACGCCCUCGCUCUCUUGGGGUAACGGAUUCAACGUGUAUCCCGGAGAUACAGUGCAUUUUGAGUUUAGUGUUAGCGGGACCGAAUGGACGUGCACCCUCUCAUCUGGCUCCAAUUCGGCGUCGACUGUACUGGACAUAACAGGAAACACUAUGAAUCGUGCUAUCUUUGCUGUCGAGCUGUACGACGUUGCAUUCGAUUUCGGCCCGAUCGUCUAUAGUAACGUCAAGAUCACUGCUACAACUGCCGCAUCGAGUUGGUGUGGGUCAUGGCCGCAUCUCGGAAGCUAUCCCUUCACGGUCACAGACGCUACAGCAUCUGGAAAUACGUGCAGUAUUGCGAGUAUCGAGCAAGACAGUGCCACAUAAACCGAAUUUCUAUCCAAUACAAUUUGACUGCCUUCUCUGCAAAUCAGGUACAUGAUAACAAUCAAAACAAGCUGAAAGAAUCCAAGUACUACAAACGGCACACGACCUACAGAUCGUUUGCCGACCCCUACUUCUUGACAGCAUACACAAACCCGUCAUAUCCCCUCCCAUUAGCAGUGCCAAUUGUAGUUGCUUCUACUUCCUCGUCAUCUUU
Molecule: messenger RNA, 1102 nt
Organism: Desarmillaria tabescens
Lineage: Eukaryota; Fungi; Basidiomycota; Agaricomycetes; Agaricales; Physalacriaceae
Exons: 6
Coding region: 277-888 (203 amino acids)
Source: RefSeq, a predicted model, not a curated record